CGCACCGCUCGUACGUCCGCGUAAAAAUAAAGUCCACGGCGCUCGUGUACUCCAAACAUUUAUAAUUAUCAGUAAAUCGCCGCGAGAGCACACGACUGGCACGGCCAGUGACCGCUCGCUGAAAAGAAAAACCGUGAUCUGUCUACCCGAGCCCUUCAGCCCACAUACCACGAAAUCCCUACGCGACGCAACUAACCCGUCAAAAUCGCGACUCCUACGCAGACACCGGUGUCGGGGGCGCUAGCCGCGUUUCAUUGGACGCCGCGUGUGAUUGUGUGAUAACGUUGUGACAGUGAUAACGAUUACAAUCCGUAUUUAAAUAUGCCUGAAAAACCUAAACGACGUAAACCAAAUAAAAACCAACGCAAUAGGAAUAAAAAUAAACAAGAACAAAAUAAAAAUAACAAUGUAGAAAGCGGUAUGAGCUCUGAAUCAUGUAGUGCUGAUGUUUAUGAAAACAAGCAAACUUGUACAGCAGUUAAUGAAACCGAACCUGAAAUUUCUAUAUCUUUAACUGACAAGGCGACAAUAAAAGAUGAAAAAAAUUCUAAAAACACUUCCGGCAAUGAGUUAAGCACGAAUCAAGAUUUGAAUAGAAAUAGCACUGAAUUGCCGGACUUAAACACUGUCGUAAGCAUAAAACUCAAUGUUGAACAAUUGGUGGACAGCGUUACUAAUGACCCGCAAUACGUCGUGGAAUCUCCUGAGCAGUCACUUAAAGGGAAACCCAAAUUAAACUCAAAUGUAAAAAGCAAGAGCUUAGAUAAUGAGGAGGCUACAAAAAUUGUUGAGAUAACCGAAGAAUGUGGCUUACAGUCUGAUGAUGAAAGUACACAACAUUUAAUUGAUAGCAGUAGUGUUUUAGUAUCUGAUGUUGAGUCGGAUAUAGAAUGGGAAAAGACAGAUGAUUUAGAAGAAGGCUCGUUGAUUUCACGUGAUUUAACUAAACCUUUAACAACUUGUGAUAUUCCUAUUACAUUUACACAAACUGAACAAAGUAGGACGUUGACACCUGAAGAAGAAGAAUCUUUGCGCAACUGUUUACAAAAUCUUCCACUGACUAAUUCAACUUAUGAUUCAUCUGAAGUUAUUGUUCAAACCAUACAAGUUGUAAAUCAUGGGGUUAAGCAUAGACUACGCAAAAAAGCAUCUGCUGAUGACUUUAUCUUUAAUAGACUGGGUCCUCCAAGAACACUAGACGUGAUUGAUGAAGAAGGUAGUGGUGAGUCGUCAAAAAGCUCAAGGCGCCAAUCAUAUUUAAGCGAAAGAAAAAAUGAUAAUGACGAUUUAGACGAUGAUGUAUUUGAAGAUAAGACAAAAACGAAUAAGUUUGUUACUAAAAUGAAUCACAAUAAGUUUGGAAGGCAAAUUCAACAACAAUGCAUGCUUCUUGGUACCAAGUUAAAAGAACCGGAAGUCAGUGAAGCACGAGGAGACUGGUCAGUGUCAAAUGUGGAAAAAAUGACUGGAGCUGAAAUUGUAUAUUUAACGGAUACAUCGAGUAGCACAAGUUCGAUUUAUGAUAAUAGUGAAGACGGGGAUGACGGAGUCGAGACAGAUGCUUCAGUCAGAAUGAUUACGCCAACAAUUGAAGUAACUGAUACUGAGACCUUGCUUAAGAAAACAUUUGCUGCAAGUCAAGAAGCAUCCACGCAAAACAUCCCUCGAGUAAUUGAAAUCAAACAGGGAGACGACCAUCAGUCAGUUUUUAACUCUCAUGAAAUAGUAGUCUUAUCCACUGAUGAAAUAAAGACCAGUUUGACUGUCAAAGACGUUGAGCCUGAUAAUAAUGUAAAUACAACGUGUGAUACGAAUAAUACGAAUAUCAGUCGCGAUUCACAAUCACAAAAAUCAAACAACGGAUACGACAUAGAAAUGAAAGUUUUAAAAUGCGAAUUAAAUGAUGCCAUAAAUAAUUUAAUAAAGGAAGUAUCGUCUGAUUCUGAAUCCUCCGAAAAAAAUGGAAAAGAAAUGUUAAAUAGACAAGAUUCUUCUAGCAGUGUUGGUUCUUCCCAAUGUACGGCCAAAUACAACCCCACUUAUUCAUCCCUUAACGAUGUCUCUAACAUUGUGCAUGAUGAUAUGUGCGAACUCCCCAUCAAUAUUCAACACACUAUUGAAACUAGUAAUACAAGUCAUGUAAACGAUGUAUUUGAAUGUGUUACAGGGACCACCUCACAAAAUAAAAAAGGAACUUUAGAUGAGCCAUCCACAUUGAAAGAUCUAUGUGUUCAAAAGGUCGUAGCAUUUCCUUAUGGUGAUAAAAUACUAGAAGAAUUGGCUUCAGUAUCAAAACAACUCCAAAAUAUAACAAUUUAUAGUCAGAACUCUAACAGUGAAACCAAAACGACGGCUAUUGGAUCACAAAGAAUUCCACAGUUUCAAUCUAAAGAAAAUAUGCCUUAUUAUCCCUUGCCUGAUGUUUCAUCUAUUGAAAAGGUAACAUUAUCUUCUAAGGAUAAUGAUCAUAAUCCACCUCCAGUGCAACCUCGCCAUUCUUCUUUGAAAUUGCCUCAAAAUGAAAAUCAUUGGGUAGGGGUUCCAACAGAAACGGAACCGGUUUAUGUUUGCUUAUCACCAUCUCAAAAAAUGCUAAUGGAAAAAACAAACACAGUUAUAACUAAGGAAGAUGCAAGUCAACUUGUUGAUAUGCAUAAAAAGUAUGUUGAUAGAAGAGGUUAUAACGAAUGUUAUGACAAAGAGCUCAGAAAAGAAAAACAGCGACCAGAUAACCCUCCUGUAGUGCCAUUCAAAUCCCAAACUGGUUCUCGGUUACUGGCGUUGAUACGUGACCCAGCUCUCACUGAUAAUAUCAAUUCUAUGAAAUCAAAGAAUCAACUAAAAAUAUUAGAUCAAAUAGAAAGUAUUGACAAAAAAUCUCAAGCCAUGUUUAAAAAGCAAGAGCUUUACAAUUCUGCUAGAAAUUUUACAAGCAACUUAAAACCUGUUCCUCCCCCUAGAACUCGUAAAUUUUCAUCGUCAAUAUAUGAAAGCGACGAAAGUUCUGAUUUUACAGAUAGUUCAUUUCGCUCUAUUAAAAAUGAGAGAAAAUCAUUUCACUACUCAACUGGUAAUUUAAGUAAAGAAAUUGAAAAUGAUAUAUCUUCAAUUCAAAAUAUGCAUCGAUAUUACACAGACUUUAGAGAUCAGUUUAAAGACCAAAGUGCUCCAAGAAGACCGUCUUUACCCAAAGAUUUGUGUGACCAGCAAAUGGAAUAUAUACGACAGAAAGAAAAAGAAGUAGAAGGUGAAAUACGUCGACUUGAAAAUGAAAAGCUUAGUAUUCCUGUAGCGCUGAAACAAGGGCCCAGGGCUCCACUAAUAUCAGAAGCCGAAGUCUAUAACGAACAAAUUACUCGUGCUAGUAGUCACAGCAUGCUUCUUAAAAAAGAUUCGGAGUUAAAACUGUCUACUCUUAAAUCGCCAAAAGUACCAGAAAAACCAGAUAAAGGAAAGUGGUCUGUUUUUAGCAGUAGUCAAGAAGAACUACUACGUGAGAAAAUGUAUUCAGAAUAUGUAAAUCAAAUGGCAGAACGCGAAGAAAGAAGGCAACAAAAAGUAAUUAAAAUAACCAACAAUAGUAAACCUGUGGCAUCUACCUCGGAAAACCCUUUUUCUAAAAGUAUGCCAGCCUUAGAUUUUCUAGAUUCUAAAGUAAAUAAUAGAAUUGAAAAAGAAUUUAUUUGGAAAGCAAGAGAAAGGUGGAACAAAUUAGGUAUCAAAGAUCCCGAGACAGAGGAUGAGCGAGAUGAGAAUAAUAAAGAUGUUUAUAAAGAACCAAAAGUAAUUGAGCACAAAAUUAAAGUUAUAGAAGGAGGUGAAGAAAAAGAUGUCAAGAAGUUGCCUAGCCAUCUGCAAGACUUCGUUCGUUUCACUGUGAAGGACACCGAUCAGGGGAAAAGCAGUCCGGAGACCGUCAUGAUCGCACCGCGGUUUAAAGCGCGCUCCACGUCGCCAGCGGUGUGGAGGCCAGGCGCGCCGACGCCGCCGCCCGCGCCCGCGCCCGCGCCCGCGUCGGUAGCACGCUCGCCGGGCGCGCCGCCGCCGCCGCCGCCGCCGCCGCCGCCGGUGUGGACCCCGGGCAGCGCGGGCGCUUCGCCGCAGACGCCGAGGAAGUCCUUCAGGCCUGUGCAUUUUGAGGAGACGCCGCCUAGUCGUAGGAAGUUUGGGAGUUCCGAGCAGAACGGCUGCACGAGUGGGUCGGAGAGCGAGGGCCGCCUGCGGACCAGCCACAGCGCCCCAGCCACCGGCCUCAACUCCUUGGGGAACUCCUCUAGCCGUCUUCCUCGUGCGCAGAACCCAACCGUCACUCUUCUGCAGAAAGCUAGAGAGGGGCAGUUACCGCGAGGUUCCAGCUACCUGCAACAGGAAAGAGAUAGCGCGCGUUUGCCGCGUGACAGAGUUUCUCCACCGAAAGGCGACCCUAUUCACGCACUACGCAGAGAGUACGCAAGUGAGGGAGAGGCGGACAGGAGCGACUACGAACGCGGAGGGCCACGUAAAAUGGCACAUGCUCAUGAAAAAGUUGAAGGAAUCGGACCCACAACCAAAGACGGCAUGCCAGUAGCUCUGAGAUCUGAAGUGAAAGACCAGUCAAAAUGGUACAAGAAAAUGUACGACACCAUACACAAAAACAAAUACGACGACGAUUUUGUGACUAUUCGGUACAAAAGCCGCCGAGGUCAACAACCACAGAGGGUGACAACCAACAAGUCCCAGUAUGCAUACUUCGAUCCCCGCUCUGGCUACCUGAGCGAGCCAGAAGGGGGCCUGAGCCGACUGGGCUCUAGCACGUGGAGUGAUGCAUAUGACAGUGAUGUCACUAACAGCCCUCGGAGAAGGACCACCUCUGUUCAGGAAGAGAGACGCCAUGAAGAAAUUACUUCGCCAUAUCUACCUAGUAAUAAGUAUAGUACCUUAGCAUCAGCAAGAGCUAGUCAAGAAGUGUACAAAAAUCAGCCCGGUAAAAUAGAGAACUAUGUCCCCGGCAGAUCUUCAGUUGUUGACAAAGAAGCUAAACAGUGGUGGGACGAGGUCAUGGACAUUUUUGAUGGGUGGCUAGACGACAACUCACCCCUGCCCCCUUACACCACAUUGCUCGCUCGCGCGAUUCAGAAGAGCCAAAUAUCAGCACAGAGCACGACGUCACUCCCACAAGCAUCGCCGAAAGAGAAGAAAGAUAUUACGUCAGCUAUUUUAUCCAAAUCUAAUAUGGCGCGAGCCCUAAAAGAGUCAGGCUACGAGUCCGACUCAACUCUAGUGUUCCGCCGGCGCGACGACACGGAAGGCCCGCUGUCCCCCGCGGAGCGGCGCGCGGCCUACAGAGACCUGCAGGCCGGCGGCGAGCCCCCGCUUAGAGGGUUCCGGUCGCCCGCGCCUCCUAGAACAGACGAAUCGGAAAUCGAAUACAUUCCGAUUUCUCCCACACUGACGAAGAUAAGAGUCCACAAGAAGUCGCCUCAGUUACAAGAAGUUAAUUGCUAUCCGGUUACCGGCAUUGAGCGAGAGACUAAAUUCAAGAAGAAAGGACCUUCGUUCAUUAGUGUUGAUGUGCCAACUAGGAUCGCAAAUUAUCCUCCCGCGCCUCCUCGAAGGAUAUCUUCCAAAAACAGUCGAACGUUAAGACUUGUCACAUCUACAACACCUGCGACAUCAUCAGCACCAACGACAGUGCAUUCCAAAUCUAAUGUUGACUUUCUUAAAAACAAAAUUAGUCACAAAUUAACCAGACAAAAUACGCAAAUACUUAGUAAAAGAGAACCAGACAAUAAAACUCUCACCGAUAAAACCACACGGAGUCGAAUUAUGUCCAUGUCUGCACCUCCAGCUGUCAAUAGAAAAAACACUGUUUUAGUGACAAGGAGUCUACCUAAAAAAUUAGCAAAUGAAAUUAGAGCUACUGGAACAAGCAGCUUUGGUUCACCAAGAAAUACUUUGUUGCCCACAGAAUAUGCCAAACCGUUACACAGCAGAUAUGACGACUCCCAAGCAUCUGUUGUUAUCGAAGGUGGUGCUGGCAGAAGAACCCCUAUUUCAAAUAUUUUAGACAAAGUAACCCCAAUAGACAAGUUAUGGAGUGCUGAAAAACGUAAUGAACGAAUUGAAAUAUCUAAAAUAAGACCAAAACCCAUAACUAAAUCCAGUGUUAGUUCGUCUAGAUUUAGCCCUUUAAAAGCUACAUCAAGUGUAUCCAAUUUGAAGUCUAAUGCAAAUUUGUCUUCGCCACACAGAAGUCGUGACAUGAUGCGGACUGCUGAAAAAGUGCAAAAAUAUAAGUUGUCGAAUCAAGCUAAAUCAAGCCCAUGUUUAACCACAAAACCUGACGUUUACAGACCUUCGAAACCGCUUCAAGUGUCUACUGUUUCCAAAGCUUCUGGGGGCACGAAAAAUCAAAACCAAAUUAAAACCGCGACAGUGACUAAUUUGAGAAAGAAGAAAUCGCUUGACAGCGGAAUUUUAAGACCUCGUAGUGUCCCGUGUCAUGAGUCAUGUAGUAAAAGGUCAAAAGAAAUGAAUAAGCCAGUGAAGAAACCUUCCAAAAUUAAAGUUUCGAGACUAAAAAGUACUACCAAGUCAUCGGACGAUUGUGAUUCUGUUAGUCAAUUUGGAGAUACAUCUAACGAUGUGUCCAAUUUCGGAUCCUUUGAAGACUUAAGAAAUUAUAAAAUAAGUGCCAAGGACAUUAAACAAACUCGUGAUGCUGUUGUGUCGGAUUCGUUCUUUCAACAUCUUUUCUUAGGGGGUACUCAUGUACCGUCAAUAUCACAGCUGUCUCCGGAAGAGAAGACGUCCGUCCUACAAAAAGCAAAAAUGUUCCAAUCUUUCCCCCAGGACCAUUACUCCACGAAGUCAUUAAACACAUAUUUGAUACAUAGGAAACCCGUAUCCUUAUCUCGUUUUAAAAUGUGGGAUAGAUAUCCUAGUCCUGUAAAAGUUCAAGCCCCGCGCUCUAUAUCUUGGCCUGGGAGGAUGUACAAGGAAAUACGCAAGUUCGAUAGCUUGUCAAAAUGUGAAGAGUUUGGUUCAAAUUCUUCCCUUGCCACGGUCAGAAGUAGAAGCGAACCUCCAACAAACAAGUUAUAUUUCUCACAAACAUCUCGGCCUAAAUCUCCAAUUGUCAUAUUCCAUAAACAUGAAAGGCCAAACAAGUCAGACAAGCCUAGUUCUAAUAGGGAUUCCUUGUCGCCUUCAAAAUUAAUUUUUUCUCAAACAUCGCGGCCAGUUUCUCCUAAAGUUACUCGUAAACAAACACAGAUUCAAAAUGACCAAGGUUCUAAUGUCAAAAGGCAAUCAUUGUCACCAACAAAAAUAAUAUUCACCGAAACUUCGCGUCCAGUAUCGCCGAUUAUAACACAUAGGAAACCCAAACUAGAACGAGAAGAAAUGCAUUUUGAAGAGAAACUGCAACCAUCGACUAUUUUCUUUUCUCAGACUUCUCGACCUGUAUCACCUAAAGUUCAGAAAAAGAAUACUUUAGGACCGUCAAGUAGAAGCCAAUCGACGUCACCAGUUUCUUUUAGAUCCCCGUCGUAUCGAAGAAUACAUAAUGCACGUAUACAAAGUGGGAAGCUAAAUGAGGAAGUGGAGCCUAAAAAAAUGAUACGUACGAGAAGCGCAGAUGAUGCCAAGAAAAGACAGCCUGUAACUAUUAAAAUCACAAAAACUAAAAGCAAUCCAAAUAUUCCUUCGGAGGAUCCAGAUUAUGACGAAUAUAUUCGUGACAUGGAAAAUUCUAAAUCUAGAUCUGAGAGAUUUCGAGAACUUAACAGAUAUUAUUCAUAUUUAGAAAGAGUUGGCGAGUUGGAAAGGGCUACAUCAACAGCUGAUUUACGCCAUAGAAAAAAAGAUGAAGAAAUCAUCGAUUUUGAUCGUUGGAAAAAAAUUAGGGCUAUAGAAAGGGCUGAGGAGGAAUUAAACAACCUUUAUCAUAAGCUAAGAGUUGCACAAACAGAAAAGGACGUUUUAUUUUAUCCCAGGGAUGUAAAGGAUUUUAGGUGGAACUAUGACAGUGAUCGAGGACUGAGAAUUAAGGAAAAAUCUGUAGAAGAUCUCAAAGAACAAUUUCAACAAGGGAAUGAAUUUGAUUCCUUGGAAUUAGAACAGUCGAAAGAUACAUACAAACCUCUUUGGAGAGGCACUAGUGUUGCAGAAACUGCUUUUAAUAUUAACAGAAAGGAUGAAAAUAAAACAAAUCGGGACUCUAUGGUGUACGUAAAACCUACAGUAAUGUUGCAAGAUGUUUCAAUUACAGAACUUCGGAAAAGAAUUGGUCUUGGUAACCGUUUAUGGAGCAGUUUAUCGAUGGAACAAGUAAAUGCUUUAAAAAACCAAUUGAAUGCCAUAUACAGCAAAGAGCUGGAAUCUAAGUCGGCGAAAUAUAAUGAUAAAUAUUAUGUAGAAGUAAAGGACACCAAAGAUGUAAAAACUUCCACGUUACACGUAAGAAGUAAUUCUCUUAACUCUACUUGCUCAUCUCCUGUCAAAGAAAACGAAUUGAUCAAAUCAGACUCAAUUGCUGCUAUAGCAUGUUCAGUGCCAUCAGUUAAAGAUCUCAAAAAUAAUGUAAAUAAAAUACAGAUGAGUCUUAGUGAAAAUGAAAAAAGAAAAAUAUCCCAAACAUUGAGUAAAGAAAUCAUGACCAGAAUAAACAAACUAGAUGGAUCAUUGUCAGAAGAUAGCCCAAAAACAACGCCCCAGCCCUUACCUGUUGCACAAGAACAAGUGGUCCUUUCAAACGGUUCAUCAACUGUGGGUGUUAUGGAUGAAAAUCAAGAAAAUGAAACUAUUGAGAGUAAGCAAGCCGCCCUUCAGGCCGAACACAUUGAAACAACACACCCGUCAUCUGCAAGCGAAACUGAAACGGGUAGUUCGGAUGUUUCUAGUAAGACUGUCAUUUACAGGGGACCCAGCAAGGAUGUUAAGAAAAAAGUCGAAUAUUUUGAAUCGGUGCAAAACACUGUCGAUCAGGCCAAAAUAAUUUACCACGCAAGAGACAGUUCAGACGAUAAAGAAACUCCGAAUAAAUGUAAAGACAACAUUGUGGAAGAUCAAAAAGACGAACCUCAAAAACCGCAAAUAUUUCAAUCGCAAUCGUGCACAAAUUUUAAAGAAUUAUUCGGCGAAAGUGAAAAAAGCAAAUUUAUGUCGCUUCCGCCGAAGCCCGGAAUAUUAUCGAGGUCGCCUUCACCCUAUUCGGAAGUGUACGUGACAGAACGGCGUACACCAGACACGCUACCGUGCUCGAGCGAUGAGACGAUCUGGCGCAGUCGGAGCCCGUCGCCCGACCCGGAGCGGUAUUGGCGCGCGUACCUCAACCUGGCUCGGGCGGGUGAGGUGCGCCGCCUGGCGCGGCGCUUCGACUCGCCCACCGCGGUCGGCGCGGUGCUGCGGCGACAUCGCAGCGACCCUGAAAUAUCACGAAAUGUCCAAAACUACGAUAGCUCCCGACGGUACAAGCAAAAAACGGUUCUACCAGUAGCGCGAGUCCCUCUUCGACCGACUAAUCGUUACAUGCCUCAUAUCGAUAUCAUAUCAAAAUUAGCGGCUCUUCGAAGACGUGCCACACCACGCUCUAGAUCAGCCGAAGAAGCGUUAGAAUGCCGCCCCGGAGAAGUGAAUCGUAUUCGACGCCGGUUCGAAACUAUGUCACUGUUAGGACAAAUAUACGCUUCCGCUCCUGACAUGAGCGAGCUGCGAGACAUCGCACCAUAUCUAGCCGGUCCGUGGAUAGCGCAUCGUUACCCUAAACGUAGCGAUAAUAAUAGGUCCGUUAAAAAUACUUCUAGUUUGGUUAGCGGGAGGAAAUCGCCAAUAAAAAAAGUGAUUAAGCCACAUGCCACAGAUCCGGUUAAAUUGAGUUCUAUAUUAAAAAGCGAUGUUUUCGCAAAACAAGAAUUUAAUGCAUCGGCACAUAGACCGGCAAGUCGCUACGAGCCUCCGCGGGCGCCGCCGAGACCGCCGCCUGCCUCGUGGCCGUACCGCCUAGCGCCCUUCGUCACGCCUUCACGUCACACGGUCACAUUUCAAGAAACCGACUUCGCCCCGGAACCACCGCGGCGUGCACCAAACGGAACCCACUCCGAUACCGAGACCCCGCGGCGCUACGUAGAGAGCGACGUCAACAUCCACUACAGAUGUCCCGUACGGCACGAUCCGCUGCCGCUGGUGCCCGAGCGGGAGCUCGCGCGCCAGCAGGCCGAACACAUGAAGCGGCUGUACAGGGAGCAGAGGCGGCACAAGUACCUGCAGGAGAAUGAUAUACAACCCCAAGACAUUGAAAUGUUUGAUGGCGCCAUAAAGGAACUGCAAGACAUGCAAAACAGGCGUCAUCAAGACAACUUCACACCAUCACAAAAAUCCGUUGUCCAACUCAACCGGUACGAUGAAGCGGAGAGAGUCGCCGCUCGCGCUGUCUACGCCUUCAACGGGCAGACGCAGAGGGAGUUGAGCUUUAGGAAAGGGGACCUCAUACAUGUGAGGAGGCAGAUAGAUGCUAAUUGGUAUGAGGGCGAGCUGCACGGGAGGAUAGGACUGUUUCCCUUUAAUUAUGUUGAGAUACUAAAAGGCGACGUGGCACAAUCACCAAAGAAGCCCGUCCCCCAAGAGGGCAAAGCUCGUGCGAAGUUUGACUUCACCGCCCAGACCAACCUCGAAUUGCCCCUUAAGAAGGGCGAAGUGGUCGUGCUGACGCGACGCAUCGACCACAACUGGUGGGAGGGCCGCAACGGCAACAAGACCGGCAUCUUCCCUGAUAGCUACGUGACCAUACUGCAGGAGCCUAGUCAAAAUAAACCUGAAAUCCAAUCAUACGCGCCGUCGGAUAAGCCCGUAGCGUCUCCCGCGGCGCACGGCCUCCUCAACGGCUCGGCCAAGCGCAGCAUGGGCGCGCACAGCUACAUGCCCACUCCCAACAACCCCGACCUCGCCAACGCACCGCCUUCCACGCAACCGCUGCCAGGGUACACGACAAAAACAGCGCAAGCAGCCAUGACCCCAUCGGAACGCGGGUACGGGCCUCCCACUGGUGCUGGAGUGGACCUCAACAACACCGAACCGCUUUACGUUGAUACCAAUGCUGAAGCUGUGCCGUACCGAGCGAUGUACAAAUAUCGCCCCCAAAACCCCGACGAGCUGGAACUAAACGAGGGCGACACUGUAUACGUGUUGGAGAAAUGCGACGACGGCUGGUACGUCGGCUCCUCGCAGCGGACCGGCCGCUUCGGUACCUUCCCAGGUAUGUGUGGUGUCUGCUGUGUGCCCUGUGAGGGGUGCCACUACUGUCGAUGUACAAAUAUCGCCCCCAAAACCCCGACGAGCUGGAGCUAAACGAGGGCGACACUGUAUACGUGUUGGAGAAGUGCGACGACGGCUGGUACGUCGGCUCCUCGCAGCGGACCGGCCGCUUCGGUACCUUCCCAGGUAACUACGUGGAGCGCAUCUGAUAGCGGCCGACGCUGCUGCGGCGCCUGCGCAGCGCCACGCUGUGCGCGCGCCGCCCGCGCGUCCGCCACCACCGCUGACCGCUGACCGCUGACCGCUGACCGCUGACCGCUGACCGCUGACCGCUGACCGCUGACCGCUGACUGCUGACUGCUGACUGCUGACCGCUGGCCGCUGACCGCUGGCGCACGCGUACGCGCACUACUACCAUUAUAACUUACAUCAUGUGCACCCCGCACUAGCCUCUCCCGAGCGUCGGCGUCUAGUCAACUCUACGGCUGCUGCUCUACGCAACGUUGGCGCACCUGCGCAGCGACGCCAUUUUCCUCGGCGCUGACUAGAGUUUUGACAGCGGUCUGCAGAGAUUUUGACAGCACACGCAGUGCCAGGUGUCAGUGUUAUUUAUACGUCAUAAUUUCAUAGAACUUUGAUGUUUAAAAUAACACCUGCACUGCGUGUGCUGUCAAAAUCUCUGCAGGGUUUUCUUGGUUCGACUCUAGACGCCGACGCUCGAAAGACGCUUGUGUGGAGUGGCCCUAACCCCGAGUCUCACGGACGCAAUAUCGUCCCCCGUUGACGAUUGAUAAAAUUCGAAAUUUAAAACUUCAAAGUCGUGUUAUGGCUGUCAAAUUUCGAUCCCUGGGACUGGAGAGGUCUGAAGUCCCGUUUUCAUGGAAUUUCCGAAGGAAAUAAAAAUCUUUGUAAGCUAUAAAAGUGGUAAGGAUGUCUUACUUUGAAAGCGAAAGACGAAUUGUGAAUAUUAUAAACAGCCUUUUUCUUUUGAAGGACUUGGAAUAUGAAUGAAACGAGUGAAACACUGAGUAUGACAAUAAAGUGACUUCCCCCUUAGGAUUGUACAUUUUAUAGGGUUCCGCACUCGUUCGUACUUUUAAUGCCUGUCGAGCGUGUCGGCGACAAAUCGGAGAGGGUGGGCCGGACGCGAUAUAAUAUAAACAUAGGGUAUACCAAAGCUGUAUAGAAAAAGAUAUCUGUAUCUGCCCUUAAAUGAUAGCUAUAUAAGGUCGAAAAGGCGAGCUAUUCGAUUGUUGAGCCAACACUUGUCAAAAUGUCAACUCUAUUAGCGAGACAAAGCGAUAGGUCUUGUUAAAUGCUUUAACACAAAGAAGCCUUGUCGAAUGAGAUUCGACCGCCAACUGGCCCCACAAACAAUUGCAGCUUGAUUAUAAAACAAUGUAACCUGUAUUACAGACGUGACAUAUCUUAUAGUGUAAAGAAACCAAACUACCAUGACUUUUUAUAACAUUUUUGUAUAUUUAUCUAUACUGCCUCAAUCCGUAGUCUCCAAUAAUCUUGUAUGGUAAUAUUGUAUCACAUUCAUGUUUAACUUGGCUGUUGGUAUAUACGGUGAUGUUCGACGGGUUUCGUUGAGUAGUUUAGAAUCUCAGUUCUAACCGUAAAGUUUGCUAACUCCGUGGCUUCUGUCGUCAUUGUCUAUUUAAUUGACUAAAUCGUAAUCUAACAGCCCUCAGCUAAUGUAAGCUAUCCUAAGUUGUGCGUCCCAAAGAGUAUGUUAAAUGAAAACGACGUUGUAUAAUUGUGUAAAGAAAUUAAUAAAAAUACUUAUAUACUUGUAUAAUUAUUUAGCAUAGUUAUUUAUUUACGUGUAGGAGUGAAUUGAGCUUGUCUUUUAAAAGUGACAUUUUAAAAGAACGAAGCCGGGCAUUCGGUACUAAUACUUAUCAAUAACAAAUUUUGUACGUACACAUAUCCACAAAAGUUAAACUUUGAAAUGACGGUAACAUGCUAACAGUAUCAAAGUUUAGACGUUUUGUGAUCAUUGGCCACUGUUAAAGCGACAAAGAUUAUGUAAUGAAAUGAAGUGUAACGUUUUACCAAAAAAUAGUUACCUCAUAAAACUUCACUAAUAACUCGUAAUACUCAAAUAAACACCCAGUAAUGUAUAUAGGGCGAGGUAUAUUCGGAAACGGUUGACAAUACAAUAUUUAUAUGCUUAAUUUUUAAUUAGGACUGUAAAAGAAUUAAAUGUGGUCUGUGGUCGGAUGUAAAAUGACCCGCGCUGCAGGGCUAUCGUUUUCCUUAUAGUUAUGUGUCUAUUAAGUCUAGUCAUGAAUCAAAUUUUGUAAGUAUAUUUUUACAUUGUGGCCUAGUUCAGCUUCCUUUGUGACUUGUGUAAUAUGAUAUUACUUGUGGUACAUGUCUAGCUAACAACGCAUACUAUAUCUGUAUUAAGUUAUAAGUAUGAAUAUAUAUUUUGUAAUCUUUACUCGUAAAGUUACUAGUAAAGCUCCAAAGUGAAGCCCUCUCCCCUAUGUCAUGCUUGUUUUAUGUAGUACAUACCAAAUGCUUUCAUUUAUUUUUAACCUAUUUGUUGUAUUUACUCUUGUUAAUUUAUUUUUAAAAGCACAAAUGGUUUAUUUUGUUGUUGACACCACGACAUAAUGGUAACAGUAAUUGAUUGUUCAAAAUCAUCACUUUAAUAAAAUAAUCCUUCUAUUUAA
Molecule: messenger RNA, 13919 nt
Organism: Cydia strobilella
Lineage: Eukaryota; Metazoa; Arthropoda; Insecta; Lepidoptera; Tortricidae
Gene: CAP
Exons: 24
Coding region: 322-11325 (3667 amino acids)
Molecular function (GO): protein binding
Source: RefSeq, a predicted model, not a curated record